Messenger RNA from Aspergillus tanneri, 387 nucleotides. RefSeq lists its product as uncharacterized. Lineage: Eukaryota; Fungi; Ascomycota; Eurotiomycetes; Eurotiales; Aspergillaceae. Bases 1 to 387 code for a protein of 128 amino acids. The transcript is spliced from 2 exons. The record is from RefSeq and is a predicted model, not a curated record.
AUGAGCAACCAGGAUCCGCAGUCUCCUCGUCACUGGCACGGUUCCAUUGGUGAUCGACAUGAGCAUCACAACGUCUGGGUAGUAGGUGGUCCUCCACAGACCUACGUCGGCCACCGACCUUCUAUGAGCGAGACUGCCAAUGCUAUGGCUGACAGGCGUGACUCUGCGUCUUCCGCGAGGCCUGCGACUAAUAACACAGGCAACAGUCCACCCGUGGCUCCGGACAGGAGACGCUCCAGCGGUCAUGGACCGUCGACCCUCUUCGAGAGUUUGACCAGCCAGAAGCGAAAUUCAACUGAUGCUGCCCGCCGAGCGAGCUUCCAUGACCAGUCUCAACAAGGAGGUUUCUUCUCCAAAUGGUGGGAAGGGUAUACACGCGGCAAGUAG